CUUGCGCACAGCAGACUGUACCUUCCUCGGAGGGAUAACAGUCUCAUGCACGCAACAAUGUAUAUUAUCAAUUAUUCAUAUUAAUUAACUGAAGAAAACGAAGAAAUAAUACUUGUCAUUAACGUCCAGUAACGUGGGGAGUAGUUACUACGUAACAAGAUGAUGCAGUUCUUGUGGGAGUUACAGGAGAGAAGUUGCAAAGCAGUACCACACAGUGCUGAUCUUCCUGUACCUACACCUUCAGAAAGAAGUCAACCGUCAGAAGAAGAAAGCAGCAAUUCAGAAAAUAAAGACCACAGUGAGCAAGACUAUGAUCUCACACAUGCAGCUGUUGGGAAGAAUCCUUACUACCCAAACCAAACAGACCUCAAUGACCUUAUCAGAGAUUUUGGUUUGACAAAGUCAAAUGCUGAGCUUUUGAUUUCAAGGCUCAAGGAGUGGGACUUGGUGGUUGAAAGUGUGCAAGUGACAAGCCAAAGAAAACGUCACAAACAUUUCUCAAGCUUCUUCACUAAUGAAGACAAGUUGCGCUAUUGUAAUGAUGUAUCAUACCUGUUUGAUUCAAUUGGAAUUGUAUGCAAUCCAGAUGAGUGUGCACUCUUCAUUGAUAGCUCCUCCAGAAGCGUUAAAGCUGUACUUCUGCGCAAUGGGAACAAGUAUCCAUCUCUUUCCUUGGCUCAUUCUACUGGAAGCUUUGAACUAUGAUAAGUAUGGCUGGGAAGUUAUUGGAGACUUCUAAAGGGUGGCAUUUUUUGAUGGGUCUCUAAGGAGAUUUUACCAAGUUUCCCUGUUUUCUCUGCCAAUGGGAUAGUAGAGACAGAGUAACACAUUACCAGAGGAAGCAUUGGCCUCAAAAGACUGAGUUCUCAAUAGGAAGACAUAAACAAAAGGUUCUCCAUUACGCAUCAAACUAGGGCUAAUGAAACAGUUACAGCUCUUAAGUAUCUUCAAGACUUCUUUCCCAAGCUAUCAGAGGCAUAGGUGAAGGCUGGACCACAAGUCAGGAAAAUCAUGGAGUGCUCAGAAUUUCCAAAGAAGCUCAUAGAGAAGGAAAAGGAAGCCUGGGAGAGUUUUGUUGCUGUAACACAGUGCUUCUGGGCAACAACAAGGCUGACAUUUAUGUGGAACUUUUUGAGACCUUGGUAAAAACUAUGGUCAGACGGGCUGUAGGAUGUCCCUUAAGGUCCAUAUCCUUAAUGCUCAUCUUGAUAAUUUCAAGGAGAAUAUGGGAGCAUACUCAGACAAGCAAGGGGAGCGUUUCCACCAAAUAUUAGGGAUCUUUUAAUGAAAACGUGAUGGGAGACUACAUUUGGGGACUUAAACGGGAAAGUGAUUUGUUGCAUGCUCGCAAAUCUAGAGAAACUGCUCAUUUAUAACUUUGUAAAUAUAUUUCAGAAAGUAUAUUUUAUUUAUGUAAAUUUCAUUCAUUUUAUUAUAUGUUUUUGUUUUACAUCCAAAACUAGCAAA
Messenger RNA from Cherax quadricarinatus, 1467 nucleotides. RefSeq lists its product as uncharacterized. The record is from RefSeq and is a predicted model, not a curated record. NCBI's taxonomy places the organism in Eukaryota, Metazoa, Arthropoda, Malacostraca, Decapoda, Parastacidae.